CGUCCUCAUGAAUAAACAUGAAUUUUUAAUAGUAGCUCCAGCAUCUCGGCGCACGGUGGGGUGAUUCAGUUGAGGAAUAUUGACAGAAAAAGCGUGAACCCCAAAAAAGGACUUUUUGCAUUCUCCGAGUCAUCAAGGAGACCAUGGCGUACUCCAGGACUCUCCGGGCAUCCUUACUGGUGAUUUUACUGCAAAUAUUCCUCAUCUGUUCAGCUCAGAGGGGCCCAGUUGGUCCCAGGGGGCCACCCGGCCCUCCAGGUUUUCCUGGUAUCGAUGGCAUCGAUGGAGAUAGGGGCCCAGGCCCUGGUCCCAAUGGUCCUCCAGGCCAAGAUGGAGAUGAUGGAAAAAAUGGUUCUAAUGGAAAACCAGGAAAUCCAGGCUCAGACGGUUUGACUGGCCCCGUUGGAGAUCCCGGCCCAGUUGGGCCCAUCGGACCAAAAGGUGAACCUGGUGAUCCUGGACCUAGAGGAAAAGCUGGAAUUGGGGAGGAUGGAGAAGCUGGUGCAGAUGGAGAGGAUGGGUUGCCAGGAGAACUGGGCAAAGCUGGACCUCCAGGAAGCCGUGGCAUUAGAGGCACUGUUGGACUUCCAGGACCUGUGGGACAAAGAGGGCCCCCUGGUGUUUGGAGUGGUGAAGAAUUGUGUCCAAAUUCCUGCACACAUGGACUGAACGGCUAUAGUGGUCUACCAGGAAUGAAGGGCCACAAAGGUGUCAAAGGUGAAUCUGGAGAACCAGGAAGACAAGGACAUAAGGGUGAAGAAGGAGAACAAGGCUCCUCUGGAGAGACUGGAACACAAGGAAAAACUGGUCCACAGGGACUAAGAGGGAUCACUGGUUUGAUGGGUCUUAAAGGUGACAGGGGCUAUCGUGGGAUAGAUGGUGGCGUGGGUCCUCAGGGCAUUCAAGGAGCUCCUGGUGAUCGAGGGCAAAGAGGAAAAGUGGGUGAGACCGGACCAGGAGGAGCUCCAGGAUCUCUGGGACCUCAAGGCAUUUUAGGAUUACCUGGACCUAAAGGAGAAGCUGGUUUGCCAGGAAUUGAUGGGCGUGACGGUAUCCCUGGAUUGCCAGGGGUUAAGGGUAUCCCUGGCAAAGUAGGAGCUCCUGGUGAUGCUGGCCUUCAAGGUCUGCCUGGUUUGCCAGGCAUCUUUGGUGCGACGGGUGAGACUGGGCAGAAGGGAAACUCUGGUGAUCCGGGCAUGGCAGGUCCAAUUGGGAACAAUGGACAGCAAGGAGAACGUGGAGAACAAGGAGAAGUGGGACCUGUAGGACCAAGAGGUGGGCCAGGUGAAAGAGGGGUGAGGGGUCCAGAUGGGCCUCAGGGGCAGCCAGGUUCAAGGGGUCCUAAAGGGAAUCUUGGUCUACCUGGCCUUCCAGGUGCACCUGGUUUCCGUGGUCAGAAAGGCGACAAGGGUGCAGUUGGUCUCACUGGUCCAAAAGGCGAGCAGGGAGCACCUGGUGAGGAGGGAACACCGGGAGAAAAAGGGGACGUAGGUGAUCAAGGGGAACCAGGAGAGAAAGGUUCGCGGGGAAAACCAGGUGAUGCUGGAAACAAAGGUCCAGAGGGAAUGCGUGGACAGCAGGGGCUUGAAGGUGAACCAGGUCAACAAGGACCCAGAGGCAUGCAGGGAGAACGAGGAGAACGUGGCUUACCUGGCACACAAGGACGACCAGGUCAAGGACCAACAGAUCAACGCAUCAAGCAGGUCUGCAUGAGGGUUAUGCAAGAGCAGCUUGCUCAGCUUGCAGCAAGCCUGACAAGGCCAGAGUCUGGCUCUGCCGGGUUGCCAGGUCCUCCCGGACUCCCCGGACCACCUGGAUCGCCUGGAGAGAACGGCUUCCCAGGACACACAGGAGCAAGAGGGUUGCCAGGUCUUAAAGGACCUCCUGGGCUUAUUGGAAUAAAAGGACCUAAAGGUGACACAGGAGACAGAGGAGACAGAGGGCCUACAGUACAAGGUCCUAAAGGCAUUCCUGGGCCACCAGGUCUUCCAGGUGAGCCCGGGCAGCCUGCAUAUGGCAACGAUGGGCGUGAUGGUAUGAAAGGGCCUCCUGGUGUGCCCGGAAUUCCCGGCAUUCCCGGACCUCCCGGGACUCCAGGUCUGAACGGCUACUGUGAGUCAUCGCAGUGUGUCCUCAGAGAAGUACCAGUAUCUCUCAAAGAGUCCAGCAUGAAGGGACCAGAUGGACUUUAAAAUGUCUGCAGAAAUGAUGCUCAGAGACUAACAGGAAAGAAACCCUUCACCAAACGGAGUCUUUUAUUUUGAGGGGUGUCCAGUGUAGUACUAUUCCUGCAAGCACAGUGAGAUUGCCAUGUCCAUUUUCCUUAAAGAUUUUAAGCCUUGAGAUGUUUAAGAGACAGCUUUUUUGAAAAGGCUAUACGUAUUCCAGCAUGCGGAAAUGGACUUCCUGUAAAAGACAUGAAUUAAUUUUCUUUUUUAAAAUGGUCAGAAACAGAAAAACGUACCUAAUACAUCCAGGGCGGUUGUUUUCCCAACUGAAGUACACCAGUGCACUCUUUUAGUCUUUAAGGAUCAACCGAAUGAAUUGUGAAAAUGUACGAAACCUUUAUGUAUGGUCACAUUUAAAGAAGCAAAAUGUACAUUCAUACAUUAGUACAUAAUGUAAAUACAGCUUAUCAUUACCUCAAAUUGACUGUUCUUCAUAUUCUCCAUGGCAAUUUUUAAACCUUCCAGAAUUAAAGAAGUAUUUCUAAAUCAGUGUAUAAAUCAUUUGAAACAUUCAACGAGUUUGUUCAAUCCCAUGUAAUUAAGUGUUCAUCUUAUUACCCCCAUGGCAGUACAGUCUACUAGCUACAUUCAAUGUGUGAACUUUU
Hemibagrus wyckioides is the source of this 2833-nucleotide messenger RNA. It is a transcript of the gene col9a1a, whose product is annotated as collagen, type IX, alpha 1a. The record is from RefSeq and is a predicted model, not a curated record. NCBI's taxonomy places the organism in Eukaryota, Metazoa, Chordata, Actinopteri, Siluriformes, Bagridae. The coding region runs from base 144 to 2192 and encodes 682 amino acids. The transcript is spliced from 32 exons.